Molecule: messenger RNA, 1224 nt
Organism: Strongyloides ratti
Lineage: Eukaryota; Metazoa; Nematoda; Chromadorea; Rhabditida; Strongyloididae
Exons: 2
Coding region: 1-1224 (407 amino acids)
Source: RefSeq, a predicted model, not a curated record
AUGGAAGAAUCACUUAAGGGAAAAUUAAUUUUAAAUACUCAUACAUUUACUAUUGAUUGGGCAUGUCAAAUUUUAGAAAAAAAUGAUCCUGAUUUUAAUAUAUUUACAAAAAAUGGAUUAGUAAAGAAUGUUAUUACACGUCCAAUUGGUAAAGGUAAAGGUUGUUUUGCUAGUGUAUAUGAGAUCAUAUUUAUCAAUACAUGUGAUAGAGGAUAUAAUUGUGUUAUUAAAAUUCCACAAUUUCAAAAAGAAUGUUGUAAUAAUGAUGAAAAAAAUUCAAAAUUUAUCAAAAAUAUGGAUAAGACAGUCAUAAUGAUGCAUAACAGAGAAUGUGAAUUUUAUAAUAAUUUAAAAAAUAUUAAUAUAAAAAUACCAAAAGUUUUUAGUGCUAUUCCAAUUAUUCCAAAUGUACAAGAAGGUAUAUUGUUAAUGAAAAAUUUAAGUGAAACAGGAGCAAUACAAUGUAUAACUGAUUCUUUGAUGCCAUCACAAAUUUAUCAAGUUAUAAGAUAUUUAGCAAGACUUCAUACUUAUAGUAUUAUUAAUAAAAAAUUAUUUAGUGACAAGCAAUAUUCAUGUAUGUUUAAUGAAAUGGAACUUGAAUCAUGGUAUAUUCCAUUGAAAAUAAAAUUUAAACAAAUUUUUGGCAAUAUUAUUGGUGAAAUUUAUGAUGAAUUUAUUGACAUAGCAACAAAUGCCAAAUUUCAUCAUUAUAUUAUGAAUGAAGCUCAUUUAGAAAAUGGAUUAUGUAAUGUUCUCAUUCAUGGUGAUGUUUAUACUCACAAUUUAUUUUUUAAAAAAGAUAUUUUUGGUAAUCCAACAUCUCAAUUAGAAGCUAUAUUUGAUUGGCAGACAAUGCAAAUGGGUUCACCUGUUUUUGAUAUUACUAGGUGUAUUGUUUUGUCAUUAGAUGGUGAUAUUCGUAGAAGAAUUGAAGAAGAUUUACUUUUAUUUUAUUAUCAAACAUUUUCUGAUGAAUUAGGUAAAUAUAAAAUUGAAGUACCAUUUAGAUAUGAAAAUUUUCGUAAAGUUUAUGAUAUAACAUUUCUUCAACAAUCUGGUGAUUUAUUAUCAAUGAUUGAUAUUUUUAUAUUAAAAAAUACAGAAUUUGACAAAAAGGAAAAAGCUUAUAAAGCUAUUAUUGAUAAAACAGGAAUAAAAUUAAAACAUGCCAUUGAAGAUUCAAUCAUUAUAAUAAGAAAAUAUUUUAAAGAUUGGAAAUAA